AUGGCCUAUCCAAUAUAUAAAACACGUCAUUCACAAAUACGUAAGAACACUGAAUAUCAUCUAGCUCCAAAUGCAGAAAUUCUAUUAGAAUAUUGUCAUAAACUAUUAGAAAAAUUUCAUUACCCAUGGGAAAUGAUGCCACUUAUGUAUGUGAUACUAAAAUAUGCUGGAGCUGAUAUCGAUGAAGCAACACGACGAAUCGAUGAAGGACAAAUUGUUGUUAACGAAUAUUCACGUCAACAUAAUCUCAAUAUUUUUGAUGGCGCUGCAUUACGUGAUGCAACACGUCAAUGUGGAUGAUAAUUUUUUUAAUAAAACACAAAAAAAAAAGAAAAACAAAUUUCAAUUACAAUUAAUUUUUUUGCUUAUUUUAAUCUUUAAUUUUUUUUUUAAAUUUAAUUAUCCUUAUUAUAAAUUUAAUAAUAAAAUACACAAAAAAUGGAAAAAAAGUGAACUUUACCAGAAAAAUGCUAUGAAAUAACACAAAAUUUAAAUUUAAAAUUAUUUUAAAUAAAUAAUAAUAGUAAUAUAUAAAAAAAAUAUAUUAAAUUUAUAAUCAUAAUUAAUAAGAGUUAAUGAUUAUCAACUUAAAUAAAAAAAAAAACACAAAAAGUUAAUCAUAAAAAAAAAAAAAUUGAGAAA
Messenger RNA from Condylostylus longicornis, 642 nucleotides. Its product is annotated as protein doublesex-like. The coding region runs from base 1 to 300 and encodes 99 amino acids. The record is from RefSeq and is a predicted model, not a curated record. Lineage: Eukaryota; Metazoa; Arthropoda; Insecta; Diptera; Dolichopodidae. The transcript has 3 exons.